UCCAGGGCCUCGCUGUGUGUGUGUGUGUGUGUCUGUAUGUCUCUGUGUCCCCGUUCUCGGAGCCGUCCACAUCUCUUCUCUUCUCUCUCCCGCCCACCGUGCGCUCAAUAAAUUGAAUUUGCCGGGAGAGACGGAGGAAGAUGGCGGCCACUGACCGUUCCAGGUCCGAAGCUGCGAAGCAGCGACGGCAGGAUCAGCUGCGGCGGUGGCAGGGCUCGGAGACUGACCUCACCGCCGGCGCUGAAACGCGGAGUCGGGCUCUGAAGUCCGCCAAAGUGCGCUUCGCCCAGGGCGCCGUGUUUAUGGCCGCCUGCUCGUCCGGGGACCAGGACGAGGUCGCCGAGCUGCUGAGACAGGGAGCGGACAUCAACCACGCAAACGUGGACGGGCUCACAGCGCUGCACCAGGCUUGCAUUGACGAGAACGCUGAGAUGGUGCAGUUUCUUGUGGAGAGCGGUAGUGAUGUGAACCGAGGGGACAACGAGGGCUGGACACCCCUCCAUGCAGCUGCUUCCUGUGGCUUCAUCCAGAUCACCAAGUACCUGAUCGAGCACGGCGCACAGGUGGGAGCGGUGAACAGCGAGGGGGAACUUCCUUUGGAUGUGGCCACGGAGGAAGCCAUGGAAAGGCUUCUAAAGGCAGAGAUCAAAAAACAGGGUGUGGACGUGGAGCAUGCGAGGAGAGAGGAGGAGCGAGUGAUGAUGCAGGAUGCCAUGAAUGUUUUGGCAGGAAGUGGUUCUCUGGUGCCUCAUCCCAACACUAAGGCAACGCCACUGCACGUAGCCGCAGCUAAAGGCUACAUUGAAGUGCUCAAGGUGUUACUGAAGUGCAAGUUGGAUGUGGACAGUAGGGACUGUGAUGGUUGGACCGCUCUGCAUGCCGCCGCUCACUGGGGGCAGGAGGAGGCGUGCGGUCUCCUCGUGGAUCAUAUGUGUGACAUGAACGCUGUCAACAACGUGGGUCAAACGGCUCUCGAUGUUGCCGACGAGAAUCUAGUGGACAAGUUGGAGGAGCUGCAAAAGAAGCAAAACGCAAUGCGUAUAGAGAAACUGAAGAUCCAGAUGCCUGUUAUUGAAACCAGUCCACCCAUCUCUAUGGCACCAGUCCGUCCUCGCAGGACGUCCAUCUCUCGUAUGAGCAGCAAGGAGAAGAUCACGUUGCACGAGAGAGAGAAGCACCCCCCGCCGUCCGCCCUCCAGACUCCGCCCACGGAGGAAGAGGAGGAGGAGCAGCCGAACACCCAGAGCCGUCCAGGUGCACCGUCCAAAGCGUCCAGCAGCUCCAGCUCCGAGGAGGAGAGCGAAUCGGAGAGCGAUGCUGAAUCAGAAAAGGCAAAAACCAGGGAGUUGAUCAACAACUUGAACAACAAGCGCAACAGCGCUGCUCCUAUAACGAGCACGACCAGCAGCACCGGCACCACCGGCACCAGCAGCACCAGCACAACAAACCAGGUUAAAAAGCCGGAACCGACACGGCCUGCAGCGAGCGAGGCUCCCGGUUCAUGGAGGACGUCUCUGCGCAAAGCGGGCAGCUCGGUAACAUUGGGAACCUCAGGCGUGUCUGAUGCAGCCACGGAAAACCCACGGGGCACCGAAAACACCUCAAGCGUCGGGAUGUCCCGCUCUGCCUCCAGUCCGAGACUCAGCUCAGACACUGACACGAAGGAGCCCAGGUUAGCCCGAGUGCAGCCCACACCGUCCAGACGCCUGUUCAGCGUUGGAGACAGCAACACCACCGGUAGCACCUCAGACAACCCCAGCAGCUGGUUGAGCAGGAGCUCGUCCUACACACGAAGGCUGAACAGCCAGUCAGGCAGUGAGCCGGCAGCACAGAACCCUUCUUUACCUCGUAGCUCAUCUUAUGGAAGGAAACUCGAUGACCCCACACAGGGAACAUCUGGACUCAGUCGCCUCAACAGUAUAGUGGCUCAGAGGUUAGCUCAGGAAGAGUCCGAAAAGAAGGAACCCGUCUCCACGACGACGACUACGACAGCAAGCGAGCAGGAGACGAAGCAGCGGAGGAGAUCAUAUCUUACCCCAGUACGUGAUGAAGAGGCUGAAGCUCAGAGGAAAGCUCGCUCCAGACAUGCACGUCAGUCCAGACGCUCUACUCAGGGUGUUACACUUACUGACCUCCAGGAAGCAGAGAAGACAAUAAAGACUGAAAUCAAGGGAAAAGAGAGGACUAAAGAGGAAGAGGAGAAAGAAGCGAAGCAGAAGAAGGGAGAGGAAGGGGAGGUGAGUUGGAGGUCUCGUAUUGCGAACUUGCAGAAGUCGGAUCUGCUGGGACUCACUCACCCUCCUGGUGCACCUCGUCCUGCUGACAAGAGAGAUGCAGAGGACGCUAUGGCUGAAAUUGAGGAGCGUGUGAGGGAGAGGAGGAGAGCGAGAGCUAGGAGGAGAGAAAGAUUAGGAGAGGGUGAAGAUAACGAGCCCAGCGCAGAGGACGAGAGCGGUGGUGGGCCGGACCUACAGACAGACAGAUAUAUUAGCAGCAGGUCUAAUCCAGCCCUCAAUGACUGUCUCAUGGCAGGGGGAUCAGAUGUUAAAGAUUAUAAAAGGUUGUUUGAGAAGUUGUCCAGGGAGAACACUCAGCUGCAGUCUCAGCUACAGGACACACUGAGGAGCGUGUCUGUGACUAGAAUGGAGCUGGAGAAAGCGACCCAGAGACAGGAGAGGUUCAGUGACUGCACCGCUCUUUUGGAGUUGGAGAAAAAGGAGAAGGGGAUGUUGGAGAGACGUGCAGCGGAGUUAGAGGAGGAGCUGAAAGUAUUGGGGGAUCUGAAAGCGGAUAACCAGAGGCUGAAGGACGAAAAUGGAGCGCUCAUCCGAGUGAUCAGCAAGCUCUCGAAAUAGACGGCGAGAAAGCGCAAGAGAACGGAUGAGAAGGAGAACAGAAAAUAGACAGAGGCUCAGAGAGAGAGACAAUCCACCCCUUUCCCCACAUCCUCACAUCCUGUGCCAAAGAAUUAGUUGUGUGUGUGUGUGUGUGUGUGUGUGUGUGUGUGAGAGAGAGAGAACGAAGGAAUGAUGGAGCACUUCACUUUUUUUUUUAUUAUAUACAUAUAUAAAAAUGUGCACCGUUUAAACAAACUGCAUUUUGACCUGAUCCCUACCUGUCUGACCAAGGACGCACGUGUGUGUGUGUGUGUGUGUGUCUGUGUAUGUACACACAAUAAGCUACCCCGUAACACAUGCACAAUCAGUAUGACCUGCAUUUGCCCAUAUGUUCAGGAGACUAGUUGGAAAUGAUGUAUGCGCACACUUGGCCAGCUUACACACACACACACACACACACACACACACACACACACACACACACACACAGGUGGUCACAUGAGUGCCACACGCAUUCCACACCUCUCAGGCUCUUUUAGGUCUGCAGUAAUUUUGCACUUUGCAUAUACUUCUCUCUCUCUCUCUCUCUCUCUCUCACUCACACACACACACACACACACACACACACACACACACACACACACGCGCGCGCGCGCACACACAUGCUGGUUUAGUCUCUUCUUAUGCGAGUUUCCAAUUCUAUGACCACUUUGUUAGCCAGUAGUGGCUGAAAGUAUAGCCACACAACACUACGAUCAAUAACGAGACCAGUACACUUCUCUCUCACACACACACACACACACACACACACACACACACACACACACACGAACAGUUGUGCACAAGCCUAUCAUGCUAUGCAUUGUGUAUUUUCCUUCACGUAUUGAUAUAAAGGUGAAGAAAUAGAAUCAUUGUUUUCAUGUGUUUGCGUGUGCAUCAGUUCCUCGCACCUGUUAUUGGGGGACGAGGAUGGUAACUUUGUUUAUUAUAUAAAUGGACAAAUAUUAUUCCCUUAAAAUAAUAAUGUCAUCAAAAGUAACGUGAUACCCAUGUGUUUUUAAUAUAUGUGUAUAUACAUAUAUGUGUAUAUACAUUAUAUAUAUAUAUAAACAAAUGAAUUUCAGCACUUAAUAAAAGGUUGUGUGUAUUUAUA
Ictalurus punctatus (channel catfish) is the source of this 3990-nucleotide messenger RNA. RefSeq names its product protein phosphatase 1 regulatory subunit 12A. The record is from RefSeq and is a predicted model, not a curated record. The coding region runs from base 141 to 2855 and encodes 904 amino acids. The transcript has 25 exons. NCBI's taxonomy places the organism in Eukaryota, Metazoa, Chordata, Actinopteri, Siluriformes, Ictaluridae. Gene Ontology annotation, biological process: signal transduction. Gene Ontology annotation, molecular function: enzyme inhibitor activity; phosphatase regulator activity; protein kinase binding. Gene Ontology annotation, cellular component: Z disc; cytoplasm; A band.